Messenger RNA from Pelobates cultripes (western spadefoot toad), 17076 nucleotides. The record is from the annotation of a GenBank genome assembly. NCBI's taxonomy places the organism in Eukaryota, Metazoa, Chordata, Amphibia, Anura, Pelobatidae.
GCAGCCACUCUAGCCAGCCUCUAAGCUCUCUAUGACACUUUCGUUUUGCAUUCAGAAUUCCCUCACUUACUGCUUCCUGGUGCAGUGAGCGGACAGUACCUGAGCAGGACGAACUCUCUAUGACAGCGAGCGUCUCUCUUGCCAGUCAUCUCGCUGCUCCGGGCUGCCGGAAGUGAGUGUGACACGGAAUGGCGGAGAGUCCUGCGGCUGAAGCGAUCAUACUACCGGGAGCCGUAGGUGGUGUGGGGUUGGUGUCUCCUCUCAGCGGCCUGCAGACUCCUGGUACAUCGCACCUGGCCACUUCCUCGGUAUGGGACCCAACAGCCAGCACGGAUUGGGACAACGAGAGGGCGUCAACUCAGUGUGUGCUACGCAUUAAACGGUGGGGUCCUGCCUUAUCUCCCAGCAUUCAUACAUAAGGGCUCUAGAAAUGUGUGUAGGAUCGCCAGUAGUACUGGGCUACCUCUCGCUUGUACCCAACAGGCCUCUAACAACAUAGACCAAGAAUACUGGAGUGCCAAAAACACAACUUUAAAUUAUAGAACGAGGUUCAGUAAACAAACAUUUUAUGGGCAUAGAUAGAUAGAGAGCGAGCAUAAGAGGCCCAUAUAUCACCCUGCUAUAUAUAUAUAUAUAUAUAUAUAUAUAUUAUUGGCAGGGUGAUAUAUGGGCAUCUUAUGCUUUUUUCAUACUCUUAAAGGGUUAUUCAUUAAAGUGAGAAUUGUCGAGAAUUCAAAGUGAAUUUUAAAGUCAAAGUAGUCGAAAUGGAAGCAAAAAUUACUUGACACUUUUUACAGUUUGCCUAUAUUGACCUUUUAAAGUCCCCAAAACAACUUUAGCUUAAAGGACCACUCUAGGCACCCAGACCACUUCAGCUUAAUGAAGUGGUCUGGGUGCCUGGUCCAGCUAGGGUUAACUCAUUUUUUCAAACUGCUAUGUUUAUGAAUGGGUUAAGCCUUCCCCUAUUUCCUCUAGUGGCUGUCUCAUUGACAGCCGCUAGAGGCGCUUGCGUGAUUCUCACUGUGAAAAUCACAGUGAGAGCACGCAAGCGUCCAUAGGAAAGCAUUGAUAAUGCUUUCCUAUGUGACCGACUGAAUGCGCGCGCAGCUCUUGCCGCGCAUGCGCAUUCAGCCGCAUGGGAGGAGAAGAGGAGGAGAGCUCCCCGCCCGGCGCUGGAAAAAGGUAAGAUUUAACCCCUUCCAGAGCCGGGCGGGAGGGGGUCCCUGAGGGUGGGGGCACCCUCAGGGCACUAUAGUGCCAGGAAAACGAGUAUGUUUUCCUGGCACUAUAGUGGUCCUUUAAUGUAGCAGUUUUUGUGUUUACAUCGUUCCUCUUUAGUUUCAUUACUCAGUUCACUUUCAUUUAGGAGUUAAAUCUCUGUUUCUGUUUAUGCAGCCCUGGCACCACCUCCCCUGGCUGUGAUUGACACAGCCAGCAGGAAAACAGUAUUGAGCAGUGAGACUGCAUGAUCUAUAGACAAAAACAUAUUAAUUAAGCUAAAGUUGUUUUGGUGACUAUAGUAUCCCACUUUAUAAGAGUGCAGAUUUCUACUUGAAUCCGUACACUUUACAAAUGUGAAGUAUGUGACCCUCAGCAUAACCUUUUAUAGUUUAAUUUACACAACACAUGACUCAGAAUAAAUUAAUAUAAAUUAUAAAUCUUUUACAAUGUAUUAAUAAGGACAAAUAAAAAGUUCUUUAUAGCCUUCAUGACAUUAAUGCUGUGUAUGUCAGAUAGGGUGGUGAGUACCAUACUCUUUUCUUUGAUUCACAGUACAGUUCUAGUUUUACUUUGUAUUCUCUCUUUGCAGCAAUAAAUCAUUGUCUUGUGUUCUUUUUCAUCCUGUAGUGAUAUCAUGACUAUUUAUAAAGAACCUCCCCCAGGAAUGGUUGUGGUUCCAGAUCCUCAUGACAUGACAAAGGUAAAUAUGAUAGAUACCUGUAACUAUGUAAGAUGGAUGGGUGGCCUUGUGUGAUGGCAUUGAUGAAAAAAGUUAUUCAUAUUCUUAGUCGUGAAUGCUUUUACCAUUCAGAUAUAUAUACAGCUCAGGCCAUGCGCUAAAAGGUGUAUUGUUGAUAAUUUAAAGUGAAAUGCAAAUAUUCGUUCAAAUAGAUGAAUUACAAAAAUUAGUCAAAUCAGCCAUGUUUUCAGUUCGGCUGUUUUGGCCAGCAAUUUUAUGUCCUUUUGAAUUCCACAAAUAACUAAUAAUACUUAUAUUCUAUCGUGACAAUUUGAAUUUUCAGAACUCUAAUCUCCAUAUCAGUGAUAGUGACUGUAUGUCCUAAAGACAAUACAAGACCUAGUUAGACAAGUAAAUACAACACAUAAAUAGACAAGGAAAUGAUAACUUUAGCACUGAGCAUUAAAGUGACCCUGUAAUAAAAAUAUUUCACUUACCUGAAAUUGAUCCCAAUAUACAUUGAACAUUUUUUCUCGUGGGACCCUCCAAAGACAUCAGUGUUGUACUCUUAGGCAUGCAUGAGAGUACAGCAUUAAUGUGGGCUCCUAGCAGAUAAAGCGCCAGAAGCUAAAGACGAUCUCGCUGAAGUAGAUGGUGGCGGUCGCAAGGGACAGCUUGAGGUAAGUAAAACAUACCUUUCUCUGCACCCCAAAGCCAUCGCAAUUUACCAUUAGGGGUUUUUACUAAAUAUUGCAAAGACCCAAGAAAGCGACAAAGCCGCUUUAAAGAACCAAUCCGCACCGAUAAAACCCGCCACCCCUUGCAUUCUUACAGAAAUAAGAGCAGAAAAGCCUUCUUUCUGAAUGGUGUGCAGUGAGCACGCAUGGAGGGAUAGCUUUAGAUAUCUCGGUGAGAAGCAUUCGAUAGAUUAUUUUGACGUAAAGAAACUAAGUCUCUUUCAGGAAAAGAUAAGCACUUAUAAAGCGUGCAGUUCAGAAGAACUGUAGAUUUUGCUAACUCUUUUAAGGUAGAUUACCAAUGAAUGCACGCAUGUAUCCAUUUGGGUAUAUCUACUAAACUAAACUUUUUUUUUUUUUAAAAGCACCAUGGAGUUAAUUGAUGGUUAAUAUUUCUGUUUUAUUAUAUUAAGUUGUAAAUCAUAGUGAGUGUUGUCAAAGUCUUUAAUUUUCCCAUUUCUUUUAAAAGGAAGUUCAAGCUCUAAAACCACUCCAGCACAUUGUAAUAGUCAUGGUGCCAGGAGUGUGUUGGUGCCUCCCCCCAGGAGCUCUCUGUCUGAGUUAUGCCAGAGGUGUUCCUUAAAAGCAAAGUACUGUCUCUUUUUUUUUUUGUUUUGUUUUUUUAUGAUCCAUGAUCUUGGUACAUCUGUUGUGUUCUAUUUAAAAAUUUUCAUUGAAGUAUGACUUGUUGCGAGCAAUAUCAGUUUCUUACAUCAUAAUUGCUAAACUAAAAACAUAGUUGACUUGGAAAUAGUUUUUUGGUAAUUUGGCCUAAAAUUUCAUGGCACUAGCCAUUCUGUAAUACGUUGUAUAGUUCUAGUUAAGCCGUUUUAAGUGUGGUAGUUUAGUUCAUAUGGGACUAUCAUUGAUCAUUAGUGAGUCAGUAAGGCUCUUAUUUUGCAGAUUCAUGCUCUCAUCACAGGCCCAUUUGAUACGCCUUAUGAAGGAGGUUUCUUCUUGUUCCUGUUUCGGUGCCCUCCAGAUUACCCAAUCCACCCACCUAGAGUCAAACUGAUGACAACGGGAAACAACACCGUGAGAUUUAACCCUAAUUUCUACCGGAAUGGCAAAGUAUGCUUGAGUAUUCUAGGGUAAGUAUAAGCAACUUAAGUUUUUCAUUUUCACUAAUCUUUUACAUAAAUUUUAGUCCAUUACAGGUGGUCCUCAAUUUACGACCUACCUGUUUUAUGAAGGCUCGCACUUACGACUAGGGAUCGACCGAUAUUGAUUUUUUUUAUAACCGAUAAUCUGUUAACUUUCAGGCCGAUAACUUGCCGAUAUUCUGUGCAUUUACCUUUUGAAAAAAUAAAAUAUUUCUAAAGGUAAAUGGAUGCAGUGUGUUUAGACCAGUGGUAGUCAACCUUUUUCUACCUACCGCCCACUAAUGCAUCUUUCUUGAUGGAAACAUUUCCUUACCGCCCACCAGUUUUUGCGCAAGUGCAGAAUAUUUUUUAGAAAGGAGGGUUUUAAAAAAAUAAAAUAAAUAUACGUACAUUUAUCUUUUUAUUUUUACUUAAUGCAUGUUUAUAAUGUUUAUAAUGUUUUUAAGUUUAUAAAGUUUAAUGAGAAAACAAUAAAGUAAAUUGGAAUUACCUUUCCUAGUGAUUAAUGAUAUCCUUGAGGUUGAUGCUGCGAGACUAAAUACUUGAUAUCUGGUUCGAUUUUCGUAAGGAACAAACGAAGGUCUCCUCUUUCGGUGAUAUUCAGACGAUUUUUCUGUUUGCGCAUAAUAUGAUUUCUCAUCUGUGCGUCAGCUCCCCUUCUCUCCCUCCUCAAUUCUCCUCCCCACUUUUUUUAAACCUUACUUAUAGCAAUGCCCAGUAGGAAGGCUGAGCUAGGUAGCCCACUUACUAUUACUUACUAUAGCCCACUAUAGCAGACAGGCACACAUACAUACACACACAUACAGGCACACACAUACAUACAGACAAGGAAAACACAUAUAGACGCACACAGACAUGCACACAUACACACAUACACACACAUAAGACAUACAUACAAAGACAAGACACACAUACAUACAAAGACACAUACACACAAACAAACACACAUUAUAUUUAAGUCACACUCCUGUUUCCUAUCUUUAAGGUGCAGGAGGGUGACUUUCCCUGGGAUCCAGUGGUGGCUCAGAUGGAUGGGAGUCAGAGGGCUUCAUCCCGCGCGGGCUCUCAGUUAUAGCUGGGAGGAGUGACGUGCAGUCACUUCUUCCCUGCUCUGUGAUGUAAUCACAGGGGGCCCGGUCGCGCUGUUAAAGCGCCCAGCGAUGACCGGGCCCCCUUACAAUUCACAUCCAUUGGGUGGCGCUGACAGCCAAUAGACCCCUUGGACAGCGGCCCCGGCGGUUUGCCGCGCGGGCCGGGCCGCAAAUGGUGAUGGCGGUACAUGAUCGCAGGGGUACCGUCGGCUCACGCCCGCCCGCCCAAUCUCUCAAAAUGAGGAAAUCCUGAAACGCCCACUUGUGGGCGGUAGGGACCAGGUUGACAACCCAUGGUUUAGACAGUGGAGCUGUGUGUAUUUGUGUAGUAUGUGUGUGUAUAUAAUGAAUGCAGGGUGUGUUUGUGUAGUGUGUAUAGUUAAUGCAGUGACUGUUUGUGUAGUGUGUGUAUAUAAUGAAUGCAGAGUGUGUGUUUGUGUAGUGUGUGUAUAGUGAAUGUAGUGUCUGGUGUGUAAAGUGAAUGCAGUGUGCAUAAAGUGAGUGCUGUGUGUGUGUGUGUGUGUGUGUGUGUGUGUGUGUGUGUGUGCGCGCGCGCGCGUGUAUAGUGAAUGCAGUGUGUAGUGUGUGCAUUUUAUUAUAUAUAUUACAUUACAUUAUAUACACACUCUGCAUUAUAUACAGAGUGUGUAGUGUGUGUGUGUGUGUGUGUGUGUGUGUGUAUAAUGCAGAGUGUGUGUUUUCCUGAAGGUAUGUGAUUUGUGUAAAAUAGGGGGAGAGGGAGGGCAUUUUUUAUUUAAAUGUUUUAAUAUUUAUGUUUUUAUUUUAAUUUUUAAUCCCCCGUCCCUGCUUGUUACCUGGCCAGGGAGGGGGGAUAUGACAGUCCCUGGUGGUCCAGUGGCAUGUACUGAGCAUUCCUUGAAUCCCCACGCUAGAGAGCUGGUCCUAAGUAGGGAUCGACCGAUUAUCGGUUUUAAUCGGCCGAUAUUUGGUAUUUUCGGCAAUAUCGGUAUCGGCCAAUAUAGAUACCGAUAUUGCUGAUAAUACAUACCAGGACCGCCAGGCCCAUUACAAGCCCGGCGGUCCUGGGGGGGCCAGCAGCAAGCUGUGACUUACCUCCAAGCAGCUCCUCUAGCUACCCAGAGUAAAUCUCGUGAGACCCGUGGUCACAGAGCAUUGCCAUGGGUUACCAUGGCAACGCUCCACAUGGCACGCAGGCCGCGAGAUUUACACUGGGGAGCUGGAGGAGCUGCUUGGAGGUAAGUCACAGCUUGCUGCUGGCCCCCCCUAGGACUGCCGGGCUUGUAAUGGGCCCGGCGGUCCUGGUAUGUAUUAUGAGCAAUAUCGGUAUCUAUAUUGGCCGAUACCGAUAUUGCCGAAAAUACCAAAUAUCGGCCGAUUAAAACCGAUAAUCGGUCGAUCCCUACUUAGGACCAGCUCUCUAGCGUGGGGAUUCAAGGAAUUCCCCACGUUAGAGAGCUGGUCUAUAUUCGGGGAAUUCCCCUGAAUGUAGACCUGCUCUCUUGCACAUACUCGCUAGCGCACCUCACCGACCAAUUCAUUUUACGACUCGGUCGUAAGAACGGAACCUGGUCGGUAAGUGAGGAGUGUCUGUACAUUAGUAGUAUUACUAGUAGUAUUCUGUCCUUUUAAAUAGUACAGUUAAAGGCAAACUGUCACUUUCCAGGUUUUUGCCUAUAGUUAACAAAUAUGUAUGUGCCGUGAAAAAUAAAAUUAACUGUAGAAAUCCAUACCUCUCUAUCUGUUCACACUGUCUGUCAGACAAGAAAGCAUAUAGAGAAGAGGGGAAACUAUAUAAUGUUUCUAUUUCUUUGGCAGUUUUCCCCGGCCUUUUAUUUGUCUGAAUUAUGUAAUUUGCCAGAUGUGUAAAGCUGCACUGUAAAUUCCCCUCCUCCCACCUAAAAUGAAUACUUCAGAAAGAAAAAGUAUUUAUGAAAUAUAUUGACUUUGCUAGAAUUUCCCAGAAAUUCCAGUGCAGUCAACAGAUAUGCCAAGACAAAGUUGGAACUCCUUUGUCCUAGUAUUUUUCUACACUUGGCAAGCUUGACAAAAAGACAAAGUUACCUUUUGUUAAGCCUUGUAAAAGCGUCAGGAACUGAAGAUGACCUUCAGGAAGAGCAUGUCAGCAGCCGCAAGGGAGAGCUUCAGGUAAGUAUAAUUCACAUUCCCAUGAACCCUGCAGCAAAGUCACGAUUGGGGUGUCUUUCCAAAUGAUACAAAGUCACUUGAAGAUAAAUUUAAAAGAAAACUGAGCAUCUCAUGGAAAAUAAGGUUAACACAAGUUAUAGGGCAUUUUUGAUGUUUAAUUCAAUGGUGUAAAUAUUAGAGAAAUUACCAUUCCUCGUAAAUAUUUCUCAGGGUAUUUAUGUUGUAAUGUGAAAUAUUGGCAUUAGUUUAAAAGAACACUCUAUAAUCUAUUGUUAUAAAUACAUUCAUGUAUUUAUAGCAUUGGACAGUUAGUGCCUCUAGUAGCUUUGUGAUUUGAGUGGCACAAUCACUGACAAAUAUAAACAUUUGUUUCUCACUAACAGCAGUGCUUACAUUCAUCAUAGUGCUGAGACAGCAUCUAGGCACCAAAACCAUUACAAUAAGCUGUGGUUUUGGCACUUAAACUGUCCUUUUAAUAAUGAAACUCAGAUUUGUUAGCCUGAGAAACAUGGCUCAUUAGAUUUUUGGAAAAAGCCUAAAUAAAUGUGUCUAGCUCUUGGAAAUCAAUGUUUGGUUUUAUCAAUAAUUUAUUUCAUUCAAUUACUAGAACCUGGACUGGACCUGCUUGGAGUCCUGCUCAGAGUCUGUCUUCAGUGCUCAUCUCUAUUCAGUCCCUAAUGACAGAAAAUCCUUAUCACAAUGAGCCUGGAUUUGAGCAGGUAACAAAUUGGAAAAUUAUGAUAUACUUGCCUGUUGACUCUAGUGUAGAGACAGGUUAUCUAUUGUUCUUGAGUUGAAAUACAAAUCCAAUGAACCCCUGCCUACCAUUACACAAACUAGACUGUACUUUGCUGCAAGUAAAAAUGUUUUCCUUGAGCUUUAAUUUGAAACAAAGUGAGAACAAUUAAUUUCAUAUUUAAAGACAAAGUGUCUGCACUGAAAGCAUGGCUCGCUUAUUCUUUCUUUCAUUUUUUUUCUUCAGUUAAAGGAACACUAUAGGAUCAGGAACACAAACAUGUAUUCCUGACCCUAUAGUGUAAAAAAAUGCAAUCUAGCCCCCUUGCCCCCCUAAAUAUAGUAAUAUCUUACUUUUAUUCCAGCCUGUUGCUGCUGAUGGCUCUGCCCCUGAUCUGCCUGCUUGGCUGGCAUCAUCAGAAGUGUUGAUAAAAGCCAAUCACAAUGCUUUCCAAUAGGAAAGCAUUAGAUCGGCUAAUACUGUCAAGGAACAACCCUGGCCAAUCUUUACCUGUAUACGGAAAGUUUAGUGUCUCCAUGCAGAGGGUGCAGCACUGCCCCUGGAAGCACCCCUAGUAGCCAUAUGAUGAGUGGCUAGUGGAGAUAUCCCUAGGCUGUAAUGUAAACACUGCCUUUUCUCUGAAAUCACAGUGUUUACUACACAAAUCCUGAUGGGAAUGAUUAUGUUCACCAGAACAAAUACAAUGAGUUGUAGUUGUUCUGGUGACUAUAGUGUUCCUUUAAGUUAUUUUGCCCUUUAAUUUAGAAAUUUACUUUAAAUUCACACUUUAGUAAAUAACUGUUUGUUGUACUGAAAGGAAUAAGAAAUAAAAAAUGUACCAUUCUAGAAUGGUUCCCAUUGCUCUAGACUGUAUUUAUUUUAUUUCUUUUUCAAGGAACGACACACAGGAGACAGCAAGAAUUACAAUGAGUGCAUUCGACAUGAGACCAUUCGAGUGGCAGUCUGUGAUAUGCUUGAGGGAAAAUGUCAGUGUCCUGAUGCCUUACGGUAUGUAUAAAUGUACUGGAGGAAUUCUUGUGAACAUGUUUAAAAUAUUCCACAUUAGAAACUGAGUAAAUCUUAUUCGAAAGAUAUGUUAUCAGAAAUGCUCCUCUCUCCAAAAGGAAUAGCAACUAUUAUUUCACCAUUCAUUCGAUAAGUAAGCGGUUUUUUUAUUCUGCUUUUACAAUUUUAUUUAAAAAUAAUACAAUUGGAUUCAUGUCGAUACAAAGCUGUCAAAUCCCAUGGUACUGGUUACACUUGUCUGUAAAGAUUUAUAAAAGCUUUUUUAUCUGAGAGAAGGAGAAAAUGUGAAGGUGACAGUCCCUCUUUUUAAAGGAACUCUCCAGUCAACAUAACCACCACAGUUACGCCCACUCUCACCCCCUGCCAGUGUAGUCAAACCACUUAGUAAAUGUUUUUGAAUUCUUACCUGGUGUCUGUUGAUGGCCACUCCCAGCCUGCUCUUCAUCCUCCUCUCAGCCUAAAGCAGGGCAUUAUAAACUUAAAUACAGGAUAAGAGAAAGCGUUAGAGUAACGAUUUAGGCUAGGUUGUUCUAGGCAACUUAACUACUAAAGUGAACUGUAGAGGUAUGUGUCAUUUAAAGGGACACUAUGGGUACCAAUACAACACUAGGGUUAGGAAUACAAACCUGUAUUCCUAUCACCUAACUCUAUAGUGUCUCUGUUCCAUUUUCUAGAUCUCAAACCUUGUUGAUAAGUAAAGGGUCAAAAACCCUUUUCUAACUUCUUUUCCAUGCUGAGGGAGGCUAGGUUUCCUCCACCCACGAACAUAAUGUCCAACAUUGGUUAAUGGAGUAAAACUCCGCUAAGCACUGUAAGACAGCCACUAGAGGUGCAGUUAAUGUAAUCAGAAACUGCAUGUCUUUUAUUUUAUUUUUAUUUUAUUUUUAAUUUUUCCUUGUGCACAAUAUUACAGACAAGCUUGUAGCGCCACGACAGUGAGUACAAGCUAUUCAGUGGAAUACAAUAACAUGGCAGAGUUAUCAGCACAUUUAAUUUUUGUGAAAGGUAACAGGCUUGUGAUAAUUGAGUGGAACUUUUGUAGAGUAGCUAGUCGAUGCAUACAUGGUUAUAUGGUCGUUAUGUGAGUGGUGGGUGCUCAGGUAUAGAUUGCUAAUCAUGAGUGCGCCUACAGUGAGCAAGGUGAUUGUGUAGUGAUAGUGGAGGGAGGUCUCUGAGUGGUGGAGUCGCGGGCAGUGUGUGUUAGGCAGAGUGAAAGAUUGCAUGUUAAGUAGCCUAGCGUGCUAGCAAGACAGGCAGAGUACAUUUCAGUGUAGUGUUCUUCUGCUAUGUCGCCUGGUCCGGUGUCAUCUGCAGUGCUGCAUGGCAAGUGAGUCCUGUAUAGGGAAAGCGGUACUGGGUUGUCGGGACUUAAGCUAGCCCCCCCAGCUGUUCCUCCAGACCACCCUCUGGUGCCCCUGCGAUGGUCGCUGUUUGCGCUGUCAUCAGCCAGCUGCUGUGAUCCUGCAGGCAUCUGUGUGGGGCCAGGUGGGCUCUGUAGCGGCAUAUUGUGCCAUAAGGUAGUCUCUGGAGACGUAAAAUCCACCAUCUGAAGGUGCUAUCGCAGGUCUGAGGUGGCUGUUUAGUCAUGGCAGUAGAAGAGUUUCCCUUGUCCUGGUUGGGAGGCAUGCUGUUUCUUUGGGCGGGCUUGGUGUCUGUGUAAGCCGGGGGCUUGCUGUGUUCACCCGGCGAAGACUAGUAGAGGACUUACCGCUGGGCUGAUCUUGCGGUUGUAUGUUUGGGUGAGUGGUGCGGUUUCUCUCCCCUGGGGCUUCAUAGGGCAGGAGCUGCUGGUGUUGUGCCCCGCGCCAUCGCCAUCUUAGCAGGUUGGCCCGGGAGCAUCCUGCCUCGUGGUCUCCACACUUCCCGAGCCCUCCGAUAUGGGGACUGGGAUAUCCCCCCGAUUCCAAUGGGGGGAACGGGACCGGCAGGCAUUAGAUGAGGUCUGCUUGUGGUGUCCGGGUAGGGAGACAGGGCAGUGGCUAUCCACCCCGCUCCCUCCCGAGUGGGCCGCAGUCCCCGAAGUUUCGUACCCCCCUCUGGGGAUCCAAAACUUCCGAUCUCGGGUUCUGCUGCUUUGUCCGCAGCCGCGGGUACUUGCUUUGGGUUCCAUGCGGGUGUCAGAGUUGCAGUAUGAGGCCUGAUUUCUCCGGAGCCUCUCCUGCAUGCGACCGGUCAGCAUGGCGGUCCGGCCCCGCCCCCCAAAAACUGCAUGUUUUACAUUGCAGGGUUAAACAGUCUGGGGCACUGCAUCCAGACCACUUCAAUGAGAUUAAUUAGUCUGGUUUUCUAUAGUGUCUCUGUAAUACAUAAAUAUUUUGCAAAAUGCUGCACCAUAAGCCUGCCUCCUUAGCCAUGCCAGCUCAUGCCAGAAAGAGUGAGCUGCUCUUAAUGUACCUAUUUUAAUUUUAUCCUUUCCUUAAGACUCCCUGGGUGCCCUUUCCUAUUACAAGCUGCUUUAUAGUUUAGGUUACUCAGUGGCUGAACUGUGCGCUGACAUUUGAUAAGGUAAUCUUUUUUUUUGGUGUGAGGUGGUGUGACUUAAUAGCCAGGCUUAUGGUGCAGAAUUCUGCAAAACUUUUAAUUUUUUUUCAUUUUAUACAAAACUAUAAAGUUUUGAAGAUGCACACACAAAAAAAAACUACAGCAUAUUAAUUGGGCGAUAAUCUGUCAAAUGCAUUUGUCGUAUUGGUGCUCUGAGUGUACCCUUAAAAAAACCCUACACAACCUGUGGAAUAAAUAGCUGUCUUGAAGAACAUGGCUGAGGCGUCUCUUGAAGCAUUUAGAAAGUUCCAAGUUAAUGGCAGAUCUUUUUUUUUUAUUUUAAAAUGGCUAUGUUGCAUAAAUAAUACUGCCCAGCAAUAUGUCAAACUCCUGCUGCCUGAUGAGUCAAAUUAACAAGAAACAAGCCACCCGCACUCUGGUUUCACCUAAUGACCCAUCCACUCUCCCGGGAUGCAGUCCACUCGAACGGACACCACCAAUCCGUCCCAUUACCAAGAAGAACAGGCAGCACUGCAGGAUGCAAGUGAUCACAGUGUAACCUGAGUAGUGUGACAUCUUGGCUCCUUCGAGCCUUAAUCAUGCAUAAAAUAUGAAGGCAGUCAUGUAAUGUGUAUUUAUAGCAUUGGGCUAAAUAAUCACAUGGUAUUAAUCAAUUGGUAUAAAAGAAUGUGGUGUUAAGUGCCAAAAAAACAAACUGUGACAUGGAAUCAAAACAUUAAGCAAAGAGGAAAAAAACUGAUGUAAAUAAGUCAAGAAAUGAAGUGGUAUACAUAAGAACCACAAAUAAAUAAAAUGAAAACAAAAGUAUAUACAAAAUAAUAUAAAAUCUGCUAGCCUAAAUACAAAUAUAAGAAAAUUACGCCAUGUAUUCACAUAUAAUGGGACAUACACCUCCACAUCAGUCUUUUCCUCUUUGAUGUAUGUUUUGAUUCCAUGUCAUAUAUUGGCUUUCUGACACUUCACAGCACAUUUUCUUUUAUACCAAUUGAUUAAUAUUAUGUGAUUAAUUCGCCCGAUGCUAUAAAUAUACAGAUGGCUGUCUCCAGAUUUUUUAUGCAUGAUUUAAGGCUUCGAAGGAGCUGAAACGUCACAGUACUAAGGUAAACAUUAUGACCACUUACAUCUUUUAGUGCUGCCCGUUUUUAUGUUCUUCUUGAUGAGACAAAUUAAUAAUUCAUGACAGUGCUUAUUGGUUGUCUUUAUUGUAAUUACUUUCCGGCUGCAGCAUGUGAACAAAAUGUCUAGACAGAACUUACAGGUACUUCUCAACAGCAAAUAAAACUUAGAGCAGUACAGAAAAAUGCAUCGAAGAGGCUCUGUUCAUAGUACAUAUAAAAAAAUAUGGAAUUCAUUUUAAAAAGCUUUCCAAAUGAUGUAUCUCAAAAAAACUCCAACAGACUUAAAUGGUGACUCAUGUAGAUGAAUCAUUUGGAAAGUUGUGUUCUUUUUUUUUGUUUUUUUUUCUACUAGUAUUGAAUCAUUUAGAAAGCUUAGUAAAUCAAAGCCAUCGUUUGAAAAUAUGCUGUAUGACUUAACAUAUUAAAGGGGCUCUCUUUCCUCAAAACUACUGGGUUCAUCUAGACUUCAAGAGCAUAAAACAUUUUUGAAUGGUUGAUUCUGCAGUUGGUCCCUGGCGCGCCCAUUUAUGCUGGUUCUGGUCCUUGCCACAGCACACCUUCAUAUUUCACUGAUGGGGAAGCAGUGAUUGGCUUCCACUGAGAUUUACAUUAUGUUCUCCUAGGGACUCCUCACUUUAAUUAGGAUGCAGAUGCCUUGAGGGAAGAAAGUCCCUAUAAGCACAUGCAUAUUCCAAAACCGACAACCAGUAAUUCUUAAAGGAACACUAUGUCAUGAAUACAAACAUGCACUCCUGACGCUAUAGUUCUAAUAGUGCUAUUUAGGUGGCUGCCACCCUACACUGACCUUUUUUUCUUUUUCUCGGGGCCACGCCGGUUGUGGUUGGCUCCACCUCGCUCCACCUCUUUGGCUGAGAUUAUCAAAAUUGACUGUUUCUACCAGUCCAAUGCUCUCCCAUAUGAAAGCAGUGGGAAGUUAUUGCGCGAGCAAGGCAAAAUGUCUUGCUGCGUCAAUUAUUGUCUCCUCCAUGUAGGGCACUUAGACACUAAAUAUCAGUGCUGCACUUUGUACAGCACUGACCUAGGAAGCACCUCUGGUGGCAGUUUAAGUAAACACUGCCGUAUAGGGGCUUAGAUGUUAUUAUUUAAGCCACAAAGGAACUAUUUGUCAUAUUGGCGCUGGGUUUGUAUCUAGUUACAUUCUGCAUUGUACAUGUUUUAGUCUGUUAUGUUUGUUAUUCCCCACAUAGAAUGGGGAUGCAUGGUUUGUCCUCCCUUGUUCCUUUCUCUCCCUCUCUCUCUCCCUCUCCCUCCCUCCCUUAUUUUGUUUCUUUUGUAUCAUAUUUUCUGUUUAUUAUAUGUCCUUUCCUGUAUGUGUCUUGUUCUCCCCAAGGUUGUUUUGCGGGGGAGUUUUUUUUUUUCUUUUAUCAUUCACAUCAUUCCCAUUAUUAGUUUGUUGGCCAAACACUGAGGCAUACCUUCUUUGGAGUGUAUGUUUUUAUUAUUUGUUUCUUUUACGCUUUCAUCUUGAGUCAGUUCUUGGGAGAUUUUCUAAUGAUUGUUUUUUUUUUUCCAAAAGUUAUUAACCAGAAUUUUGCAAAUUAUAAGACAAAAUAGGUGAAUUAAAAGCUCCUUCAACUUAAAUAUUCUGACCUAAAAUGUGUAACCCAUGGCAAUUUAAAAAAUACAAACAACAAAAAAAUUAUGUAAAUUUGUUAUAGUUGUGAGGUAGUUUUUUUUUGUCUCGAGUAUGCACACAAGCAUGAUUUAUAUACUCUUCAAUAAAAGAAGUAAUAAAAUAGCAAGUGAACCAAGAGCUCAACAUUUCCACAAGCCCUUUGGCACAUAGAAAUUAAAGGGAUCCUAUAGUGCCAGGAAAACAGUCGUUUUAUAAACGUAUAGUUGUUUUCCUGGCACAAUAGGCCACGUGCGCAUUAGACGUCCCCCAUAGGAAAGCAUUAUUUCCUAUGGGGAAAAUCUGAAGCUAGAGGUCUGUGAGAACGUCCAGCGUCGGAUAACGGACCGGAAGCCCUCAUGGGUGUCUGUUAGACAGCCACAGAGGGCAGACUUAGAGCUCCAACUGUAAUGUCUUACAUUGCAGCACUAAGUGCAAAAGGGUCACAGCACCAGACCCCUUCAAACAGCUGAAGUGGUCUGGGUGCCUACAAUGUUCCUUUAAUUCCUGGUUGCCAACCCUCCAGGCUUGCAGUGGUUAAUAACUUUUGAAGGUAUAGCUAGGGGCUUAGGACUUGGAAUUUAAGGCCUGCUCUACACCAUUAUUGACUGCUCAAAGAAUGUGAGGCCUUCCAUGCGUUUCUGGAGAUUGAUAAGGUUCUGCAAGUAACACAAAAUGGAAGUAUGCAUGCAUGCUACAGAGAAUUAAACGAAUGCCAUUUUCUAAAAAGGCUUCUAUUUAAGUUUUCUUUUAUUUUUUACUACUUGAUUUGUUUGUUUUCAGGAGUGUCAUGGAGAAAUCUUUCAUGGAUUAUUAUGAUUUUUAUGAAGUGGUCUGCAAGGAUAGAUUUCACCUACAGGGACAAAAUAUGCAGGUAAGGUUUGUUUUGAUUUUUUUUUUUUUUUUUUUCCUUUCCAUUACUCCUUCAAUAACCUAGCAUAGACCAGAAAAGAUGGACGCCUGUAUCUUUAAAAUCACAGCAAGGAGUAACUGUUAAACCCUAUAUCAUUGGUUUCCAAACCAGUCAUCAAGACUCGCCUACCAGUCGAGAUUUUUAAGAUUACCUAGUUGUGUUAAAGGUGUUUAAAAAAACAAAAAAAAAAAUGUCUUAUUCUUCCAAAAACACCUUAUACACAACUGGGAAAUCUUUAAAUCCUGGACUGGUAGGUGUGCCCUGAGGACUGGUUUGGAAACCACUGGCCUAUAUGAUAGAGAAUGAGGCAAAUGUCAUGUGUUAAUAUUGUCACGGUUAUAUUUUCUUUCCCGAUUUAAAAUGCAUUGUAUUUUUCGAAACUGCUAACAGAUAUAAGCAUAUAGAAAUGCGAUAAUAUUGCCACGGGUAUUUGCAAAACAAAUGGAAAACCUGAAGCAAAGUAGCUGAUAUGGGAAAACAUGCCAACACUGUCAAGAUAUUAGAGAGGGGGGGAAAAAAAGCAAAGAUCCGUCUAUAGCGUUUCCCAUGCGGCUACAUACUUGCCCCAUGAUGCUCCUGGACUGCUCCUGCUUGCUUGUGUGUUUGAAGAUAAAUAAAGUGCAUUAAAGCUCGGGAAUUCUUUCCAUAAUACAGUGUACACACAGACACUUGCAAUAUUGUGGGGCAGACUCUAAAUUUCCACUAGUAAUUGUCAAGUGAAAAUGUAGCCCUGGCAAGUAGAAAUUUACCACAGGUAAGUGUGCCAUGGACCCUUCAGGCUAGUAGUGGCCAGUAAAAUGUGUGGUUAGAUUAAUUUAUAUGGUCCGCAAAUUAAUACAUGGGAAAAAAAAAUCCCAAAACCCCAAAGGAAAGCAACUCUGUAAGUGAAAGAUCCAGUUUACGGAUGUCACUAGCCAAUGACUAGCUUGUUUUUCUUUACAGAAGAAAACUAAUAGCAUAUAUUUUGCUAUUGGUGUGGUAAGGCACCCAUAUAAAUAGUAGUUUUUCUGCAUGCUAGACAUUUCAGGAUUUGAUUUGUUUUGUUUGUUCUUUUCAGGACCCGUUUGGUGAAAAACGUGGUCACUUUGACUAUCAGUCUCUGCUCAGCCGCCUGCAAACUAUUCAGCAGAAAGUGCGGGAGAAACACCAGCGGCAAGCAUUGGACAUAGACUCUGAUUCCAGUUCAUCUGAGACAGAAACAGACACACAGGGAAGCUCAAACCCUUAAAAAUCAUAGGAAUGUAAAUGUUUGGUUGGUGGCAGAGCCACAGACCGUAACGUUAUCCAAGUAUCAUGGACUGCUCUUGACAUGAAAAGACUUUGUGUAACACAGAGUAAGGUUGCUCUGGCUGCUGUUUAGAGGCAGAAACAAGUGAUAUCCUCUGCUCCCUAGACAUACAGAGGAGGGAGACAUCCUGUGGGGGAUUUAUAAUAGAGAGACAAGGAUCUCUGGUUCCUGGGCGUAUCACGAGGACAGCGCUUACAUUGUACGGAGAUACCUCCUUCAGUGAAUGGACAGUUAUUGGCAAGAGAAGCCAAAGAGUUUCAUUACGAGAACAGAGCUGUUCUCAGCCACGGCAUCUUCCCCAUACGUGACAUGCCAUUUUAAGUUUCAGAUCUGACAGAAGCCACUAUCUUUUUAAUUUACUUUCCCCACAAAAUGCACUUUCUUUUACCUACUGGGCUUUGUCUAUUUAGAUGGUACACAUGUUUGCUACAGGAAUAAAUCAAGACUUCUGCUUUAAUAUUUUUACUUCAUUCUUUUCAUAUAUAAUAUUUUUUUUUUUUGUAUAAACUUGUUAAUGUAUAGUUCUAAUUAUUUUUUGUUUUAUAAGAGGAAUGUUGGUGAAGCAUAGAGGUAAAGUAAAGUGUUGGACUUGCUGAAAACAUGUCUGGCUUCCUAGAUUAAGAUGUCUGCUAGUACUGAUGUUAAUCCACAUACAGCGUGUACAUUGUGUAGCUUAAUGCCCAGGUUCACAAGUUAUUUUUCAAGAAUGUGUAACUUGCUUUUCAAAAAUCCAUAUAUAUACUUUUUCACUAAAAACUAGUAGAUGUAACAUAGUCCACUGUAAAUAAUAAUGUUUAUAAAGAACCAGCAUAUCACAUUAUUUUGUUGGUAUACAAAUCAUGCAAGUACUGCAGCUCAGUGCCAAUGGUGGUUAUGUGGAUUAUCACUUUAAAAUACAAAAG